Pan troglodytes (chimpanzee) is the source of this 647-nucleotide messenger RNA. Its product is annotated as family with sequence similarity 229 member A. The record is from RefSeq and is a predicted model, not a curated record. Lineage: Eukaryota; Metazoa; Chordata; Mammalia; Primates; Hominidae.
GGCCAGAGCCCUCCAGUCCCCGAUUCUGGCCCUCGCUGAGUGCCAGGGGCGGCAGGGGGCACCGUUGGGGGUUCUCCAGUGGGAGGAACGUGCUCUGUGAGGUCAGCGCGCCGCGGCCCGGGUCACAAUGCUGCCCUCCUCGACGCCCGGGCGGCACGCCACAGAGACCUGCCCGGCUCCGCCUGGACCGGAGCGUUCUCCCGCGGCAAGGGCUCGGGCAGCUGCUUCUAGCCUGGGACCGGUCUCAGCCGCCGGGAGAGCGCCCCGGGGCUUGGACAUGAGCGCCCAGGAGCCCCCGCAGGGUCGGAGAUUCCCCAUUGAGGCCGGAGACUCCCGUGGCCUUGCCGCCGCCCCCGAGUCCCAGGACAGCCCAGAGGCGGUAGCGACGGAGCACAACCCGGUCAGGCCGCUUCGUCGCUGCCCUGGAUGCCACUGCCUGACGCUGCUGCACGUACCCAUCGACGUCUACCUCGCCAUGGGCGGGAGCCCCCGGGCCCGCGCCACGUGAGUGCGCCUGCUCCCUGCGGCUCCGCGGGAGCUGGGCGGGAACGAGGCCCCCCGCGGGCCACCACGCUGAGGUCGCAUGCGCCGAGCACGAGACAAUGAUGCACAUUUUAAAAUAAAAGAAUGAUGCACAUUUUAAUAAA